AUGGACAUGGGUUCCAGCCCCACCUCAGAGAGCAGGAACUCAGACCUGCACUUCAAAGAUUCCUUUGACUUCCCCAGCACCGCCGGAUACCUGCGCACAACAAUGCUUGCUUCAGCAUCAGACCACCCGAACGUAUUCUUCAAGUACUUCAAUCUGGCGACGAUCUUCUCCUCGCUGCGAAACGCGACAGCCUGCAGCGCUUGCCUGAGCAUCCCAGAGCCACGGGGCACACCUAAUCUUUCGGCACAUGCCACCAUCGCCCGGACACGCUCGGGGUUGGUGCUCAGCAUCCUAGGCACACGGAUACACAGCUUGGCAAUAUCACAACCACCUAGCCCGCACUCCCUCAGGAACACAACAUUGGGCUUGACAGCCUUGUCGAGGUCCGACGACAGAAGGUGGGAUGAGCGCUUGAGCAGCCGGAGGAAGUUUUGGAAGGAGCCCAAGAGGGGCAGGUAG
Molecule: messenger RNA, 459 nt
Organism: Triticum turgidum subsp. durum (durum wheat)
Lineage: Eukaryota; Viridiplantae; Streptophyta; Magnoliopsida; Poales; Poaceae
Source: the annotation of a GenBank genome assembly